UCACAAAACAAACACGUGCGAACAAAGGGAUAUCAAAAAUGAAAGUGCAGCUAGUUUUAGCCCUGUUGUCCUUGGCAGCAUUGGCCAACGCCAGGAAACCAUUGGCUGCGCGGUACGACAAUUUCAAAGUGUACCGAGCUUUUGUUGAGGAUAACGAACAGUUGGAGGAGUUUAAAAAAGUUCAUCAACACAUACAAGUUCAUAUACUGCAUGAGAUUGGCGGAUCUAACCGCAGCUAUGAUGUUAUUGUUGGCCCGCUUUUCCAGAAAGCCUUUGAGAAAGUGCUGCACGAUUUGGAGGUGGAAUAUGAGAUAAUCGUCGAGGAUUUGCAGGCUUUGCUUGACGAGUCGUCAGUUGAUGAGGAUGCGCCCAUGGACUGGGAAACUUAUCAUCCGUUGAGUACAAUCUACGACUGGGUGGAUGACCAGUGCGCUGAGCACGACUAUCUCGAGUGUAAGGUCAUAGGUCACUCCCAUGAAGGGCGGCCCAUCAAAAGCGUUAAGCUGUCGAAGCGAGAGGGCAACAAGGCCAUUUUAAUUGAGGGCAACAUUCAUGCCAUGGAAUGGAUAUCCUCGGCCACAGUCACCUACAUAUUGAACCAGUUAAUUAACUCGAAAGAUGCUGAGAUGCAGCGCCUGACGGAGGAGUACGAUUGGAUUGUCGUGCCCAUGGUGAAUCCUGAUGGUUUUGUCUAUACGCACGAGGUGGAGCGCUUGUGGCGCAAGAAUCGUCGCCCCAAUGGAUAUACGAACACAUCGGGUCCCUGCUUUGGCAUCGAUAUGAAUCGUAAUUUUGAUUUCCAUUGGAGCGGCGCUGGCUGGAAUAUAGAGGAUCCCUGCGAUCAUUGGUUUGGUGGCGAUGAGCCGAAUACCGAAAGGGAAAUUCUGGCACUGCAGGACUUUGUUAGCUCCUUUGAGGAUGGCUACAUACGCGCCUACAUGGCCUUCCAUGCCUAUGGGCAGUAUGUGCUGUUGCCCUAUGGACACUCGAACACAGAAUUUCCGCCCAACUAUGACCAGAUGAUGCGCAUUGCGGCCGCCUUUGCGGAUGGCGCUGUGGAUGCGUAUGGCUCUGUUUUUACCUAUGGCGCCAGCGGUUUAUUGAACUAUGUUGUGUCUGGCGCUGCUAAGGACUGGGCCUACGGGGUUAAAGGCAUACCAUUCACCUGUACCAUUGAGCUGCGUGAUAAGGGCACAUUUGGCUUCUUCCUGCCAUCCAAUCAAAUUACGGAAGUUGGCACCGAGGUCACCGAGGGUCUUAAAUCGCUCGUUGCCAAGGCAAAUGAUGAGGGCAUUUUCGAUUGAAAUCGGUCGAGUGGGAAACUUUUAAAAUUCUCAAAUGCCGAUAACAAAUGGAUUAGAUUGUAGCAGCCGCUUUUGAAAUUAUUUAUAAAUAAUAGAAAAAUAUAUACAUAUAUUUUAA
Messenger RNA from Drosophila novamexicana, 1422 nucleotides. RefSeq names its product zinc carboxypeptidase. The record is from RefSeq and is a predicted model, not a curated record. NCBI's taxonomy places the organism in Eukaryota, Metazoa, Arthropoda, Insecta, Diptera, Drosophilidae. The transcript has 4 exons. The coding region runs from base 39 to 1304 and encodes 421 amino acids. Gene Ontology annotation, molecular function: metallocarboxypeptidase activity; zinc ion binding. Gene Ontology annotation, biological process: proteolysis.